Molecule: messenger RNA, 402 nt
Organism: Agelaius phoeniceus (red-winged blackbird)
Lineage: Eukaryota; Metazoa; Chordata; Aves; Passeriformes; Icteridae
Source: RefSeq, a predicted model, not a curated record
AUGCAAGGAGCUGCUGUGGGGAGGGCGUGGCAGCUUUCCGCGGUGGGAAAGGGCCCUUCCCGGCGCUGGGGGCUGGCCGAGCUGUCCCGGGAGUCGCCCCGGGAUCUCCGCUCCCGUCCGGGCCCCUCAGCGCUGAGGGGGCGGGCAGGCGCUGGCGCCGCGCCGCCGCCAGGGGCCGCUGUGGCGCCUCGGGAUGAGGGCCACGCUCCCGCCCUGCCGCGCUUUCCUCCGGGAAUCGCCCCUCACGGAGCGGCCGCAGCGCCGGCACCGCCGGUGGAGCGGGGCUGCCGGGAAUUGUCCCUCACGGAGCGGCCGCAGCGGAGCGGAGCUGCCGGGCUCUGCCGCGCUGGUAUUGGAGCUGCCGCUGCUGUGCUGAGUGCGGCGAGUGCUCGGCACCGGUGA